CGUCAAAAUGACAGAUCACUUUACACGAUUUGAUUAUGUUUGUGGUGUUGACUAUUUAAAAUUUUAUGAAAUUAUCAUAGUUUCUAACUAUAAAAAUACACCUGUAAAUGUAGAACUUAAAAUAAUUAACCUGCCACCUUAAUAUAAAUCAAGGAAGAAGAGCUAACGUGCUAUUGUUGGCCAAUUUUUGGUUAAGUUUACAUGGUUUUCAACACUUGAAAUCUUAAAAUUAUAUUAAAAUGGAAACUCUCUAUCAUCAGACGACUCAGUUAAUUCAAGAAGCAUCGGAUUUAUUUCAACAGUUAGAGAAGGAUGUGAACAAUUCAGAGUCGAUCGAAAAUGCCAUUCAAUCAAAAAUUAGUGCCAUCAACGCGCACUGCGAGAAACUAGAUGUGUUUGUCUUCAAAACUCCUAUAAACAGCAGACCGAUGGCAAAGAUGCGAGUGGACCAAUUGAAAUAUGACAACAGGCAUAUUCAGGCGUCGCUGAACAACGCUCAAAACAGGCGGCGACGGCGCGAGCAGGAGCUGGCGGAGCGCGAGCAGCUGCUCAGCCGGCGCUUCGGGCCCGGCCACGACCACACCAUCACCGUCGACUACCUGGCCCAGGAGCAGCAGUCGCUGCACAACUCGCACAGAAACGUUGACGAGAUGAUACACACUGGUUCGAACAUAUUGCAGACGCUGCGGUACAACCGGGACACUCUGAAGGGAGCCCACAAGAGGCUGAUAGACUUGGCCAACACUCUAGGUCUCUCCAAUGCCACAAUCUCCCUCAUCGAAAGGCGAGUGUCGCAGGAUAAGUACAUUUUGUUCGGGGGAAUGUUCGUCACCCUCGCUGUAAUCGUUCUUGUAAUUAUAUACUUGGCGUAAACGGAAUGGGAUAAUUUUGUUACUUGUUGAGAGGGACGCAAAAUGUAAAGGAAAAUUGUUACCGGAAGUAAGUUAUUUUAUAAGAGUACUGGAUUUUAUGUUUUGCACAGAGGCAUUGCUGAUUUUAUUUUUUCAAUAUUGUUAAAAAAUCAUACCGGCCACAGCACUUUAGUAAUAAUUUAUUUAACUAAGAUUAUUAUUUUACUUUAUGCGCCUCAUAUAUUGUCAGUAGUUAAACCUCCGAAAAAUUAAAGUGUAAGUUAUUAUUUAUCAAAGAUAGCAUCUAAAUAUUACCUACGCCCAUUGCACAUAGUGCAAUUAGUAGGUAAAUAUUAUCCGAUACGACGCUGCGCGUUCAAUGAAUUGUCCUGUUUGAGAAUUCUAUUAUGACAUCACCUUAUCUAGUAUUCUCGGUAUAAACGCUUUUAUGCUUUUCAUUUGGAUGAUUUAUAUAGAAUUUACAAUCUUCAUACUAAGAAUCGUACCUCAUUUUUUUAGCGCCAUCCAUUAAAUCCUAUCAUAAUGAUGAUGCCUAUAAAUUUAUUUAUUUUUUCAAAAUGUGUAUGCCGUGAUAUCAUGAUAUUAAAAUAAAGAAUUAAGCAUGUCAUUUUUUCUUAUAAAAAAUAAAAACACACAAAAAUAUUUGGGGAAAAUAUGAUUUUGGCCACUUCCAGACUGCGAAACAGCGCCACCUAGUUUUAAGCCUAAAAGGCCCAUACAUUUCAGGGGUACGCUUUUUUGUAUGGGCUUUGUCUAUCCCGGCAGUAUAUCGUCUUUGCUUUUUACUGAUACCUAAAAAUACGUGUAAAUACAGGUUACGUUGUUUCUACCAUAUCAAAAGUGUGGCAAUAAAAUGUUGCACCUAGUAAUUACAUGCCUAAAGUUUAUAUGUAUAGAGUAGAUCACUUUUCUAUGUUUACAUUGCUUAAUACAGGUUGUCCAUGUGAAGUGACAUAGUUAACGGAUCGUUCAUAAUCUCGUUAAACUGAACCAAUCGCACCUUUAUCAUGUCUAGGACUGUUUACCAAAGGUCAAUUUCGGUCACUCUACAACAUGAAAUUAUUAAAAAAUUAUCUCUUUUUUUAACGUUAUCACUGCAAAGUGCAAAUACUGCAAUGUAGCGUCAGGCCAAGAUAAAUUGGUAAGGAUUUUGAUAGCCCCGCGCAAGGGUUAAAUAAACGGAAUUAUUUUAUAUAAAUUUCACGUUUUGGACUGACUUAAGCGAUUAUAAAUAGAAUAUUUAGUAGGCAUACUUGAGUGACAUAGAUACGAUUUUACAAAAGUAAUUUGAGGCCGAUCUGGGACUCAAGGGUGUAAAAAACAACACAUUUUAUAGAUAAACUUUAAAUAAGUAUAACUGGAUUGUCGACUGGUGAAAAGCGAACAAUAUGCGCUUAUAUGUAUAUUUUAUAUUAUAAACUUACAGUAGGAAAGUUGAAUUGCCAUGAAAUUUAUACGAUAGACUAUGACUAGUGUAGUGGUCCUUCGCGAUCAAUGGGUUAAUAGGUACGUGCUUACGCAUAGCACAGUCACGCGUAUGAGCGUUGUGCCAAAUCAAAUCAGUGUAAUAAACAGACAUUGUAAUUUUUCUAGCAAUGUCGUUUCAGCAUUAUAGAAUUAAUAAAGGAAUUUAUAAAAAUUAAGGCUAAUAUUAGUGUUAUUCAUCCUAAUUAAGUAUUCCAGCUAGAUUCGGACAUACGUAUAUUUAACCUUUAAUACGACAAUGUUGCAUCGAAAUUGCUAGAAAAUGUUGGUGAUAAAGUUCGAGACAUGGAGUAUAUUCAUUGUGUGAUUGUGGUCAUAGGGCAGUCCGAUUCGUUCAACCCGCUUUCUGUCCGGUGGCGUCACGUGAUGCCAAAUUCAAAAUGUUUCUACAGAAAAAGGCGCAAUUUUCUAUAGGAUGUUAACUCAUGGUGCUUAUUUUUUUUUAAUUCACCGCAGUUUUGUACUGAACAGGCAGGUCAGUAUGGUCGCGCGAUAAAUGUAUUAUCAUUUAUCGCGCGACCAUGUUAGCCUGCCUGGUCUUUGCGCCAGAGUUUUUAAUUUAUUAGUUUUAAAGUAUAACGUUCACUUCAGCUUUUAUCUAUUAUUUAAAUUUAAGGUACGUUAAUUUUUUUUGUUUAAUAUUGUUAUUUAUUUGUGUUAUCCUGAAAAUAAAUAUACAAACAUAU
Leguminivora glycinivorella is the source of this 3043-nucleotide messenger RNA. It is a transcript of the gene Membrin, whose product is annotated as probable Golgi SNAP receptor complex member 2. Bases 240 to 872 code for a protein of 210 amino acids. Gene Ontology annotation, cellular component: ER to Golgi transport vesicle membrane; SNARE complex; endoplasmic reticulum membrane. The transcript has 4 exons. Gene Ontology annotation, molecular function: SNARE binding; SNAP receptor activity. The record is from RefSeq and is a predicted model, not a curated record. NCBI's taxonomy places the organism in Eukaryota, Metazoa, Arthropoda, Insecta, Lepidoptera, Tortricidae. Gene Ontology annotation, biological process: vesicle fusion; vesicle-mediated transport.